Messenger RNA from Fusarium vanettenii 77-13-4, 975 nucleotides. RefSeq lists its product as uncharacterized. NCBI's taxonomy places the organism in Eukaryota, Fungi, Ascomycota, Sordariomycetes, Hypocreales, Nectriaceae. Gene Ontology annotation, biological process: tRNA methylation. Bases 1 to 975 code for a protein of 324 amino acids. Gene Ontology annotation, cellular component: tRNA (m1A) methyltransferase complex. The record is from RefSeq and is a predicted model, not a curated record. The transcript is spliced from 2 exons.
AUGGCAUCCUACAUCAUCAACAGCGCGCGGUAUGCCACGCCGAUCUAUCCCCAUGAUGCAAACAUCAUCGUCUCGCUCCUUGACUUGAACCUCCCUCGUCCUGGAGAAGAGGAGUAUGACACCGACCAUACGCCUCCGCCGUUCGAGAUAUUCGAGGCUGGAACGGGCAUGGGCAGUCUAACACUGCACCUCGCUCGAGCUCUCCAUGCUGGAAACCCAGCUAUACCUCCCAGCUUGCGCAACGCCCUCUGCAGUGCGCGGUAUAAAAGGGACGAAUUCGGCCUCGACCUCUCCCCCGAGGUUUCAGCAGAGUACGACACUUACAAGAAUAAUCGCCGGGCCAUCUUGCACACUCUUGACCGUAACCCCAAGCAUUCAAAAGCUGCGCAUAGCCUCAUUCGUCAAUUCCGCCGUGCACUCUACUUCCCCACCGUUGACUUCCACGUCGGCUCCAUCGACGAAUACCUCUCUUCCCGCCUUGCUCAGACAAACAACGAGCCCUUCCUCUCCCAUGCCAUCCUCGAUCUCCCCUCGGCGCACGACCACGCCGAACCCGUCAUCCAGGCCCUCCACUCCAACGGCCUACUCAUCAUCUUCACUCCGUCCAUCAGCCAGAUCGCCGACUUCCAAGCCUGGAUACUCCGUUCAGGACAGCCCAUACGUCCAGAGAGGGUCAUUGAGCUGCCUGUCUCCACCACGGCUGAUGGUGUGCGUGAUACUGGUGGCGGCAAGGAGUGGGAUGUCAAGACAGUCAUUCCCAAGGACCAGCCUGAUGGUGCCCCUGUGCAAGUCAUGCGACCCAGAGUUGGUGAUCGCAUAGCCGGCGGUGGAUUCGUUGCUGUGAUGCGUCGAUGGCCUGCUGGACAGGUACCGUCUGAAGCUCAGUCCUUGGGCGAUGAGGCUGUCUCUGAGCUGGAUGAGCUCAGUGGGACUGACGAGGUGCCCGAAAGUGAGAAGCCAUCCGAGAGCUCAUAG